This is a messenger RNA of Closterium sp. Naga37s-1, 1020 nucleotides long. Lineage: Eukaryota; Viridiplantae; Streptophyta; Zygnematophyceae; Desmidiales; Closteriaceae. The record is from the annotation of a GenBank genome assembly.
AUGCCGCGGGGCAGCCUGGACAACGCGCUAUUAGAUAGUGAGUCGUGUGCCAGGGGAGGUGCUUAUUAUUGCAGUGUGGACUCACCACUCGCCUGUCUGCUCGUGUACGAGUUCAUGCCGAGGGGCAGCCUGGACAACGCGCUAUUAGAUAGUGAGUCGUGUGCCAGGGGAAGGUGCACCGCCGUCCUAUUACCCUGUACUCACUCUCCGUCCUCCCCUGCCCCCCUCCUUCCUCCACCAGGUGCGAGCGGAGAGCUCUUCUUCAGCUGGAACAUGCGGCUCAAGGUGGCGGUGCAGGUGGCAGAGGCAUUGGCGUAUUUGCACGGAGCCAACUUGAUCCACCGCGACCUCAAAGCCGCCAACGUGCUGCUCUCUCCUGUGAGUUCCCCGGGGCGGAUGGGGGAAGGUGGUGGUGUGCAAGAGUACGAUGCGAAGCUGACAGACUUUGGCAUGGUGCGCGUGGGGCCGGAGAGGCAGCUGCAAUCGAUCGUGUCGACCCGCGUGAUGGGUACCCGGGGGUACACCGACCCAUCAUACAUGGAGACAGGUCACCUGGAAGCCAGGAGCAACAUCUGCUCCUUCGGUCACCUGGGAGCCAAGAGUGACGUCUACUCCUUUGGCGUUCUCCUGCUAGAGCUGGUAACCGGCAGGAGAGUGGUGGACGAGGGGGAAAAGAUGAAUGAUGAGGCGGAGGCGGCAGCUGAAGCUGCAGCAUUGGAGGUGGGAGGAUCAGGGUUGGUAGAAGGGGGGGAUACGGUGGUCAAUGGAGGCUUGGCGACUCUGGCCCGGCACUGCGUGGCGGAUAAUAGGUCGGUCCGGCCUGACAUUGGGAUUGUACCGGAUAAGCUAAGGCUGUUGGUGAAGGUGUGUGAGAGUGAUGAGUUGGAAGCGGCAGCUCAAGCUGCAGCAUUGGAGGCGGGAGGAUCAGGGUCGGAUGAAGGGGGGGAUAUGGAGGUGAAUGGCGGUGGCGGGGGGUCGUCAACAGCUGUGGCACCUCCCAUAGUAAAGAUUGGUGGUUGA